AUGUACCUUCUGCAGGAACCGAAAGGGAAUCGGCUUAUCCUGCACUUACGAGUUAGGAGGGCCAAGCAAGAGCAAGAGCAAAAGGAGCUCGUUCGUUCACUACUUGCGCAGCAACAGAAGACUACGGUUGAUUGUCCUGAUGGCCUCGUUCGAGAGCAUUCGUUCCAUACCACGUCGCCACAGAGUGUCUCUACGGGUCCACUAGCAUCUCCCGACGAGGACACGCUUGUGCCAGCUCUAAAGCAUGCGUCUAUAUCGCAUAACAAGGACAGUGCCGACUCCCCUGGGCCCUCAGAGCCCGGCAGCAUGCGUCUGCACUCACAUGGUCUCGGUGCCAGCUACGUCGGGAGCGUUCACUGGGCCGCCGUCCUCGAUAGUAUCUCGGAGCUUAGAGACCACUACGAGGAGGAGGAAGAGGCCAGGAUUCUGGCCACCAACGACCAUGUACUCCUCCAAGGCCCGGGGCCUAGACUGCUAUAUGAGCCAGUUCAUACCACAAAAGCUGACCUUCUUGCUUCGAUCCCGGCAAGGCCUGUUGUGGAUCGUAUGGUUGCGAGGUACUUUAACACACAAGGUGUUGUACCAAGCAUACUUCACAGCGGACAUUUUCUCCGAGAGUAUGAGAAGUUCUGGCAGGAGCCAUCAGCAAUGCCGUGCAGCUGGAUUGGGCUCUUAUUUAGCGUACUGUGCGUUGCUACGCUAUGUCAACACUCGAUCGAUGACCCAGAAGAUCCUGAAACUCAAGAAAGAGUGCGCGUGUUCCGGGAACAGACACUUCACAGCCUUAUCCUAGGCCAGUACACCAGAGGCGGGGAACACAUACUAGAAACCUUGAUUAAUUAUCUCAUCUGUGAGUCGUUCAUGUCCCAGGAGGCUGAGAUCGGGCUGUGGCUUGUACAAGGCAUCAUCGUGCAGCUCGCCUUGAGUCAGGGCUAUCACCGAGAACCGCAGAACUUCCCCAGCAUUUCUCCAUUUGCUGGUGAGAUGCGGCGGCGCGUGUGGGCUGUCAUUGUGCAGGUGGAUCUUCGUCUUUCGAGCCAGAUGGCACUGCCAUGUGUGCUCAAAUCGCAGCAGUACGACACAGCUGAGCCGCGUAACUUGCUAGAUACAGAUUUCGACGAGACUACCAUCGAGCUACCCCCUUCGCGUCCCGAGACGGAGGUCACACCCGUGUUGUACAGCUUGGCCAAGGGGAGGAUAGACAAGAUGAUGGGGCUGGUAAACGACCUCAUCAACGACACCAAAGAGCACCCGUACACGGAGAUCAUGGAACUUGACCGGAAACUGCAAGAAGCUGAGGCUUCGCUGCCGCCAAUCUUCAAAUGGCAGCCUCUCAGCCAAUCCUUCAUGGUGGCGCCUGAGAUCGUCAUGCAUCGUGUUUUACUCCAGCUCGCCAUACAGAGACUGACCAUCUGGCUUCACCGGAAGUAUCUCGCACCGCCGUAUACCCAGCCACGCUACCAGUACUCACGCAACGCCUGUGUCCAGGCAGCCAUUAAGAUUCUGGAAUUCCAGCAGAUAGUGCUAGAGGAGACGCAGGGAGAUGGACUGCUUUAUCCCGCGAGGUGGGCGCGAUGGAUGCUCCUGUCCUCGCGGCCGCGGGCAGUCUUUUUGCUGGGCGUGAGCAUUCUCUGCUACUAUGUACAGCUGGCCAAGACACGACCGGACGUUUCUCUAGAUAAAAGUAUGGGUGCAAAGAUUCAUAAUCUGCUACGUAACGCGUAUCCUCUCUGGCUGCACUCGACGACCGUGUCGAGGGAAGCUAGGCGGGCGAUUGAUCAUCUGAGCCUCAGGCUAGGGUUGGAGGAACAAGAGAGUGGCCCAGGUCUUGCUGGCCCUAACACUGUCAGGCCUCAGGAUGCAGAUAUGUCGCGUGAGCAGUUUACUUGGGACGCAUACGAAGAAAUUGACGUUUUCUCAGAGUGUAUCGCCAAAUUUCCAACGACAGCAUUCGCUGAUGAAUUUCUGGGGCCGGGCUCCUCUUCAGCCACGAGCGUCUCUACGGCGGAUUUACUUUCAAUGAACUUGAACACCCCGGAUUCGGGCGAUUGGAUGUACGGAGGAGCCUUCAAACCAUAG
Messenger RNA from Fusarium redolens, 2079 nucleotides. RefSeq lists its product as uncharacterized. The coding region runs from base 1 to 2079 and encodes 692 amino acids. Gene Ontology annotation, molecular function: zinc ion binding; DNA binding. NCBI's taxonomy places the organism in Eukaryota, Fungi, Ascomycota, Sordariomycetes, Hypocreales, Nectriaceae. The record is from RefSeq and is a predicted model, not a curated record. Gene Ontology annotation, cellular component: nucleus. Gene Ontology annotation, biological process: DNA-templated transcription. The transcript has 5 exons.